UUGUAAUAAUAAAUUUUAUUAUGAAAUAAAGAAAACCAACAAAUAACAUUUCUAAUGGUUAAAGUUGAUGUCGAAUACUGUGGUCGCUGUAAUUUCGAAUGGCACUGCAAAAUGCUAUCAGCAUUUCUCCAAGAAAAACAACCUGGCACCGAAGUAACAUGUCAUGUCGGCCGUCAAGGAUCAUUCGAAGUUAAAAUCAACGAAGAUUUGGUUCAUUCAAAAAUACAAACCUUAGCUUUUCCCGAUCAUCAAAGUGUUUUGGAAAAUGUUCAAAAAGCUGAAAAAGGUUUGCCAGUAGAUAAAGUUAAAGAACAGCCAAUAGAAAAUUGUAUAAUUAUGUAAAA
Messenger RNA from Episyrphus balteatus (marmalade hoverfly), 344 nucleotides. RefSeq names its product migration and invasion enhancer 1. The coding region runs from base 55 to 342 and encodes 95 amino acids. The record is from RefSeq and is a predicted model, not a curated record. NCBI's taxonomy places the organism in Eukaryota, Metazoa, Arthropoda, Insecta, Diptera, Syrphidae. Gene Ontology annotation, biological process: positive regulation of filopodium assembly; negative regulation of apoptotic process. The transcript is spliced from 2 exons.